AUGGCAAGUUACGGUUCUCAAUAUGGUAGUGGCCAUGGCCAGCCCUUUCAAACGAAUCAGGAUCCCAGAUAUGCCGACCCUCAAGCGCAGCAACGGCCUCCGAGUUUCCAGCCCCCGGUCAGCCCCCAGCCAGGCUACGCGCAGUAUGGUGUUGAUCCGAACGCUCAGCACGUUUAUGCCAACGCACAACAAACGCCCUACCUUGGACAGGCUGCAGGGCCUAUACCCCAACAGCAAGAUGCCAUGAAUGGCCUGGCAGCACAAAUGGGAGGACUAGACAUGGCGGCUGCGCCCGCACGAUCUCAUAGGAAGAAAGAGAGGCAUGCUUAUCACGACAUCGGCUCAGCACCGGCAUCGGCGUCUGUGGGCGCUGCGGCAUCUGCAGGGUCAUUUGGAGGAUCGCAGUUUCCGGCUGUUGGGUCACAAGUAGCGCCAGGGGCAAUAGCAGGACAGCCAGCAGAGAAUGCCUUUGUCAACUCAGCGGAUAAACUGCGCAUGGGCGAGGAGGCUGUGGCCACACAAGGCCGUGUCAAUCCAGAGCAAAUCCCCAGCGUGGCAAGAUCAAGGGACGUUGCGACACAAUACUACCAGCUCAACGUCUAUCCAACCAUGGAGAAGCAUCUUCCGCCUCCCGCGGCUAUUCCCUUCGUGGCCCACGAUCAGGGGAAUUCUUCGCCCAAAUUUGCGCGUUUGACGGUUAACAAUAUACCUUCUACGGCCGAGGCUCUCGCAUCAACUGGACUUCCCCUCGGCCUUGUCCUGCAGCCGUUUGCACCCCUCCAAGAAGGCGAACAGCCUAUUCCCGUACUAGACUUUGGCGAAGUCGGCCCUCCUCGAUGCCGGAGAUGCAGGACAUAUAUCAACCCUUUUAUGACCUUCAGAUCUGGUGGCAAUAAGCUAGUGUGCAAUAUGUGCAGCUUCCCCAACGAUGUGGCACCCGAGUACUUUGCACCUACCGACACGGCUGGGGUGAGGGUUGACCGGUUGCAGCGGCCAGAGCUGAUGAUGGGUACUGUGGAAUUCUUGGUGCCAAAAGAGUACUAUACGAAGGUGCCAGUUCCUAUACAGUGGUUAUUCAUGAUCGACAUCACCCAAGAAUCUAUAAACAAGGGAUUUCUUGACUCUGUCUGUCAGGGCAUUUUGGACGCGCUUUAUGGGCGCGAGAGUGAGAUUUCUUCAGAUGAGGAUUCACCAUUCGUUGGACUACCAGCAGGAGCGAAGAUUGGCAUCGUCACGUACGACAAGGAAAUACAAUUCUACAAUCUUGCGCCCGGCCUAGACACUGCUCAAAUGAUGGUGGUGACAGAUCUCGAAGACCCUUUUGUGCCUUUGGCGGACGGAUUGUUUGUCGACCCCCAAGAAUCCAAAGAAGUGGUUACAGCACUCCUCAAAGCCAUCCCUACCAUGUUCUCCACGAUCAAACAUCCAGAGCCGGCUUUACUACCUGCGCUCAACGCCGCCCUAGCCGCGCUGACUGCCACUGGCGGCAAAAUUAUAUGUUCCUUAUCAACCUUGCCCACUUGGGGUCCUGGGAGGCUGCAUUUGAGGGACGAUGGCAAAGGCCGAGACACAGAUGCGGAACGACGUCUGUUCACUACUGAACACCCGGGCUGGAAGAAGACCGCUAGUGCAAUGGUAACCGCAGGUAUUGGAGUGGACUUUUUUCUUGCCGCCGCCGGGGGAGGAUAUAUGGACAUAGCAACAAUAGGACACAUGUCGCGAUUGACGGGUGGUGAGAUGUUCUUUUAUCCGAACUUCGUGGCUCCCCGCGAUUCACUCAAGCUGCGUCUUGAAAUCCAGAACUCGCUGCGGCGAGAGACAGGCUAUCAAGCUUUGAUGAAGGUGCGGUGUUCGAACGGUCUGCAGGUGUCUGCUUACUACGGCUCCUUUCUCCACCAUUCCUUCGGAGCGGAUCUUGAGAUUGGGACUGUCGACGCGGACAAAGCCAUUGGUGUCACCUUUUCUUACGAUGGCAAACUUGAUGCCAAGCUGGAUGCCCACUUCCAGGCAGCCCUUCUUUACACUUCUGCAACCGGCCAGAGGCGGGUCAGGUGCAUCAACGUGGUGGCCGCAGUCAACGAAGGCGCCACCGACACCAUGCGGACGGUCGAUCAGGACGCCGUUGUCAACAUCAUUGCAAAAGAAGCCUCGUCCAAAAUUUCGGAAAAGUCCCUGAAAGACAUUCGUGCCGGUAUCACGGAGAGGACGAUUGAUAUUCUGGCGGGUUACCGAAAGAACUUCUCUGGCUCACAUCCGCCUGGGCAGCUCGUGCUUCCAGAGCACCUCAAGGAGUUUGCCAUCUACACGCUCGGUUUGAUCAAGAGUCGGGCAUUCAAAGGAGGUAUCGAGCCUACCGAUCGCAGGGUCCAUUCUGCUCGGUUGAUGAGAUCUUCGGGGGUGACAGAGACAGCAUUAUAUCUUUAUCCACGAAUAUAUGCCCUCCACAACCUGAGUCCAGAGGAUUGUUUCGCCAAUUCCGAGACGAUGCAAUUGGUGGUCCCGCCAACCGUUCGCGCGUCGUUUGCGAGGGUCGAGGAGGGCGGGGUGUAUCUGGUAGACGACGGACAGGUUGUGCUUAUCUGGCUCCACGCCCAAGUGUCGCCAAACUUGCUUGAGGAUCUGUUUGGGGAAGGUAAAACCAGCCUACAGGAUCUGGAUCCCAUGAUGAACGAGUUGCCCGUCUUGGAAACCCAUCUGAAUGCCCAGGUGCGGAACCUGUUGCAAUACAUGUCUACUGUGCGUGGGAGCAAAGCCGCAAGCUUUACGCUCGCAAGGCAGGGACUAGAUGGCUCGGAGUUCGAAUAUGCCCGAAUGUUGGUGGAGGACCGGAACAACGAGGCUCAAAGUUAUGUUGACUGGCUCGUCCAUGUACACCGGGCGAUCCAGAUGGAGCUGAGUGGACAAAGGAAGAAAGAAGACACGGGAGAUCAUGAGGGCAUCUUGAGUAACUUGACGGGACUGAAGGCACCAUACUGGACGUGA
Messenger RNA from Fonsecaea multimorphosa CBS 102226, 2982 nucleotides. RefSeq lists its product as uncharacterized. Bases 1 to 2982 code for a protein of 993 amino acids. The transcript has 2 exons. Lineage: Eukaryota; Fungi; Ascomycota; Eurotiomycetes; Chaetothyriales; Herpotrichiellaceae. Gene Ontology annotation, biological process: intracellular protein transport; endoplasmic reticulum to Golgi vesicle-mediated transport; COPII-coated vesicle cargo loading. The record is from RefSeq and is a predicted model, not a curated record. Gene Ontology annotation, cellular component: COPII vesicle coat; endoplasmic reticulum exit site. Gene Ontology annotation, molecular function: zinc ion binding; SNARE binding.